CGAAAUUCCCAUGAAAUAAUAAAAAUGAAGAUCUCUAAGAAGAAGUGUAAGAAACAAUUCUAGUUUUGUUUAAUGGAACAUGUCAAAGUCCAAAGAUCAGAAUGAGGAAUCCGAUGUGGAACUAGAUGAGUAUUAUCAAGAGACUAUAGGUGAAACAAAACGUUAUAUUUCGCGUCUAAAGGAUCCACAAGUAGCUCAAGUUUGCAAGAAAUGGAUUGAAAGACUGAAUUACGCGAAGAACCAACGACCAUUGAGGAACCAGUACCUCGCAGAGUUAUAUUGGAGAUUAAAAGAUGGACAAAUCGAGGGGGUGUUCAGAAGAGCGCCAUCGAAAGGUCCAUUGGUACCUUAUCAAAAGCCAUUAGUCACAGAGACAGAUUCCUGCAGUGAGAGUUCUGCCUCCACACAAAUAGCUCGUUCCUGUAAACACCACUGGGUGAGAAGUAAAGAGCCAUCUCGGCCCGAAUCACCACCCAAAUCACAAGAGGUAGUGGAUGAAACGGACGAAGCACUCAGUCAAGAUGGAAGAUCCGAACUUUCACCAAAAGCUCAAUUCUGUCUGGAGAAUACAUCCAAAGUUCAAUUGCAUAUUCACCAGCAGAAAAUCGACCAUUUGACAGACACUGUUAGAGGCUUACAGGCGAAGAAUGAGUACCUAAAUCAACAACUAAUACGGAGACAAGGACGCGAGGAUGGUAACGAAGUGCAUCAACUUCGAGUGACUGUCAAACAGAAAAAUGGGGAGAUAAGCGAUUUGAAAUCUAGGGUCUUGCAAGUGCAGCAGAUGAACAAGAAUAUUAAGGAUUGCCACGAGGAGAUUAUCCAUCGGUGCAGGGAUGCCAUGGAUGAGCAGGUCCAGAGGUUCAAGUUUAAAUUGAGGCAGGAGGAAAUGAAGAGUGAACAAUUAAGCCAAGAAGUUGAUAAGUUGACGUUAAAAGUAGAGAAACUUUCUCAGGAAAAGGAAGAAGAAUUAAGGCUGAAGCAGGAAAAUCAGGAAGAGUUACAAGCCGAUCGAGAGCGAGCAUUUGAAUCGAAAUACAAACAUUUGGAGUCAAUUAAUGGAGAUUUAAUAAGGGAAAACGAAAUGAAGGAAAAAAAUAUUCUUCUAUUGAAUACUAGACUUCAAGAAUUAGAAAAUAAAUUACAAUCAAAGUCCGAAGAGGAAGCUAAAUUGCAGUCUUUGUUGAAUGAUCAAUGUUCCACCAUGAAAGAUGAGUUCAUGAAAAUACGAAACGAGAUGGAAGAAGCGAAUAAACAACAGAAUCAAGUACUCAUCCAAAAGAUAUCAAGUCUUAAGAAGUGUCUCCUGAAGCUGGAGAAGUCGAAACAGAAGAUUAUUUUAGACUACAAGCAGAAGAUCUUCGAAAUGGAGAAAAAUAAGGAGAUCGAGAUGAAAACAUUAGAACUGCACCUACAGGAACAACACAACGAGCUAUCGACUUCUCUGAGCUCUGAAAAACAAUGCGAACUAGAUAGUCUAGUGAAUAUGUUGGAAGAGAGGUACAAGGGGUUUGUAAUAAAAACAGAGGCAAUGGCCGAUAGUCAACGACAAAAAUAUCUUCAAAAGCUGACAGACUUGGAAAAUCAAUUAUGCUACUUGAAGAGUACUAUAAAAACCGAUGGGACUUACGUUUAGUAGACCAUUCAGCCAAACAACACAGCUCGAUGAUUUCCCACACACACUUAAAGCACACAAAUCACUCAACCGUCCGUUUAAUAAUUAAAAGAGCAAUAUUCACCAAGGC
Molecule: messenger RNA, 1745 nt
Organism: Fopius arisanus
Lineage: Eukaryota; Metazoa; Arthropoda; Insecta; Hymenoptera; Braconidae
Product: trichohyalin-like
Exons: 7
Coding region: 80-1636 (518 amino acids)
Source: RefSeq, a predicted model, not a curated record